AUGGCGCCUCUUGUCCCGUCGCAGGAGGAGCUGCAGCGUCGUCGUAUCAUCGACAUCAACGCAGAGACUGUCACAAACAUCCCCUCCACAGAUUUCCCCGGUCAUUGGCCCGGAGAGUCGCAUGGUUGGGCGCUUGACAAAUUCAAAGAGGGCUUCAAGGUCGAAUACCACCGCAAUGACCCUCACGAAGCCUCGUUCUCGCUGAUCGGCCUCGACGCUGCGGUUGCCAAUGCCUUUCGCCGCGUUCUGAUGGCCGAGAUCCCGACUUUGGCUAUUGAAUACGUCUUUGUUCAUAAUAACACAUCCGUUAUCCAGGAUGAGGUACUUGCCCAGCGUCUGGGUCUGAUCCCGCUCAAGGGCAAUGUGGACGGAAUUAACUGGAUGCGCUGGUACCGCAAGCCAUCUGAAGAUGAGGAUUCUACCGAGGAAGACGGGCCGUCUGAUUUCAACACCGUUGUCAUGCACCUUGACGUGGAAUGCACUAAGAAUCCCAAUGCCCACCCCGACGAGCAGGAUCCGCGUAUCCUCUACAACAAUGCGCACGUCUACGCCAGAGAUCUUACCUUUUCUCCGGUUGGUCGUCAGGAUCAAUACUUCGUCGGUGAUGGUGCCAUCCGGCCUGUCAAUCCGGACAUUCUGAUCGCCAAGAUGCGUCCCGGUCAAAAGAUCGAAAUGGAACUUCACUGCGUGAAGGGCAUAGGAGCCGAUCACGCAAAGUUCUCGCCUGUUGCGACCGCCACCUAUCGUCUCAUGCCGGACAUCAAAAUUCAGCGCCCUAUAAUUGGAGAUGACGCGAAGAAGUUCGCCAAGUGCUUCCCGAAGGGAGUUAUUGCCCUUGAGCCUGUCACCGCCGAGGAGGCCUCGCAGAAGGGCAGUGGAUAUGAGGGUCACGCCGGUGAACAGAAGGCUGUUGUGCGUGAUGCUUUCAACGAUACCGUUAGUCGCGAGUGCUUGCGACACGAGGAGUUUCAAGGCAAGGUGAAGCUGGGCCGUAUUCGUGACCACUUCAUCUUCAAUGUUGAAAGCACUGGUCAGUUUGAGAGCGAUGCUCUCUUCUUGGAGGCGAUCAAGGUGCUCAAGCUGAAAUGCACCCGGUGGAAGCGGGGCCUGAGUGAUCUCAUGGCGUAA
Molecule: messenger RNA, 1128 nt
Organism: Penicillium argentinense
Lineage: Eukaryota; Fungi; Ascomycota; Eurotiomycetes; Eurotiales; Aspergillaceae
Product: DNA-directed RNA polymerase core subunit RPC40
Exons: 3
Coding region: 1-1128 (375 amino acids)
Biological process (GO): DNA-templated transcription
Cellular component (GO): RNA polymerase I complex; RNA polymerase III complex
Molecular function (GO): protein dimerization activity; DNA binding
Source: RefSeq, a predicted model, not a curated record